CCUCUUCAAACCUCGAUCCGGCUCCCAGUCUUGCUCGGUGCUUGUCUGCCUUCGCGAGGGGAGAUUUCUGAACGUGUCCAUGUCAUGACACAGGACAGCGCAGGAUCGAAGUGGUCGCCUCUCAAGCCACUGGAACCACAGUGCACAGGACUCUUUUGCAGUGGUUUGAGUUUGGUUACAUGAAAUAUGCGAUGUUUGCAAGAGUGCCCGGUUCUUUUUCUGCUACACUUUGUUUUCAUUCUGGCAGCCAGCCACAUAGAGCUCUCCGACUCUGGCGGACUCUUCUCCCUGUUUGCAGAACAAGGUCAGUUGUCAGAGUCAGAUCUAUCCACUGUUCACCCAGUGAAAACCACAGCUGAUGGAGAGUUCCUCUCCCACUCUCUGGCUCACCACUUCAAAGGUGGGCGAGUCAGGCGUGACCUGCGACCCCUUGGUUUGGAGGGACAGGUUUACUACAAGGUCAACUACAAGGGUCGCGCUUUAAUGUUUAAUUUGACUGCUAACAAUCACCUGGUUUCAAGUGGCUACAUCCUGGAGAGGAGGAACGGCAGUGCUAACAGCACUGAGCAUCGUGGCGCUGACAGGAACUCCUGCUACCUCCUCGGCACAGUGGAAGCCCCCGAUGUGUGGGGAACUGCUGCCAUCAGCACAUGUAAAGGAUUGAGAGGCUUCUUCUCCCUGCCAGAGGGACACUUCUUUAUUGAACCAGUCCAGAACUCUGCUGAAGAUCCUGUAGGGACGCCAGAGCCUCAUGUUGUCUAUCCAAGAGUUACAACAGAGAGCCAGAGAACAAAACGCAGUCUUGAGCCAAACGAGACACCCAGCCUCUGUGGAGUUCAAGAUGCUCUCAGUGACUUUGUCCAAGUGGAGAGGGAGAGGGAGGAGUGGGAGAGGGAGCAGCAGAGCGAGGAUCCUCGGCCCCGCUCGCAGCGCUCCGUCAGCAGAGAGCGGUGGGUGGAGACCAUGGUGGUGGCGGACGCCAAGCUGAUAGAAUACCAUGGCAGCGAUAAUGUGGAGUCCUACAUCUUCACCAUUAUGAACAUGGUGGCAGGGAUCUUUCAUGAUGCCAGUAUUGGGAAUGCUAUCUACGUCAUCUUGGUUCGCCUCAUUCUACUCCAGGGAGAAGAGAAAGAGUUGAAGAUCGUUCACCAUGCAGACACCACUUUGGCCAGUUUUUGUGCCUGGCAGAAAAACCUCAACCCCCAGAGUGACACCCACCCUGCUCAUCACGACGUGGCUGUGUUGGUCACUAGGAAAGACAUCUGUGCUGGGAUGAACCAGCCCUGUGAGACGCUGGGUCUGUCCCACCUGUCUGGGAUCUGUCAACCGCACCGCAGCUGCAACAUCAAUGAGGAUUCAGGACUACCUGUCGCCUUCACCGUCGCUCAUGAAAUGGGCCACAGCUUUGGAAUCCAUCAUGACGGUCAGGGGAAUGACUGCGAGCUGGAGGGGAGGCACCCGUUCAUCAUGUCCAGACAGCUGAUGUACGACAGCUCGCCUCUCACCUGGUCCUCCUGCUCCAAAGACUACAUCACACGCUUCCUCGAUCGUGGCUGGGGUUUCUGUCUGGAUGACCGUCCUUCUAAGAGAGACCUAACCACCCCGCUGGCUCGCCUCGGUGUCCGCUACACCACACACCACCAGUGCCAACUCCAGUACGGCCCGAACGCAACCUUCUGCCAUGAGGUCGAUAACAUUUGCCAGAUUCUUUGGUGUUCAGUGAACGGAUCCUGUCGCUCCAAACUGGACUCGCCUAUAGAUGGCACCCGCUGUGGACCGGAGAAGUGGUGUAUCUCAGGAGAGUGUGUGAUUGUGGGUAAACUCCCAGAGAAGGUGAAUGGAGGCUGGGGACAGUGGACGAAAUGGUCUCACUGCUCCAGGACCUGCGGGACUGGAGUUCAGUCAGCAGAGAGGGAGUGUAACAACCCCAAACCAGAGUUUGGUGGCAAGUACUGCACCGGGGAAAGGAAACGUUAUCGGACCUGUAACACAAAGCUGUGUCAGAAUAAUGAACCAAGCUUUCGAGAGAUGCUGUGCAGCGAGUUUGACACUGUGCCUUACCACAAUGAGCUCUACCAGUGGGUCCCUGUGUCCAACCCAAUAAACCCAUGUGAGCUGCACUGUCGACCAGUCGUUGAGUAUUUUACGGAGAAGAUGCUGGACACUGUGACAGAUGGGACUCCGUGCUUCAUGAACAACAAGUCCAGAAACAUCUGUGUCAACGGAGUGUGCAAGGCGGUAGGCUGUGACUAUGGCAUUGACUCAAACGCUGUGGAGGAUCGCUGCGGGGUCUGUUUGGGUGACGGCACAAGCUGUGAGACGGUCUACAAGUCGUUUGAUGAAGAAGAAGGCUUUGGGUACAUGGACGUGGGUGUGAUACCUGAGGGGGCACGGGACAUCCUGGUAAAGGAAGUGGAGGAAGCAGGUAACUUCCUGGUUCUGAAGACCGAGACCUCUGAGGAGUAUUUUCUCAAUGGCAACUUUAUCAUCCAGUGGAAUGGGGAGUACCAGGCCGGCGGGACGACAUUCUACUACGAACGCAGCGGGAACAUGGAGAACCUCACGGCGCCUGGACCCACCUCACAUCCCGUCAUGCUGCAGUUGCUGUUCCAGGAGAAAAACCCAGGUAUAAAGUAUGAGUACAUCAUCAAGAAGACAAAAGGGACAGGAAAUGAGGUCAUCGAACCCAUCUACAGGUGGAGGCACGGGGCAUGGACUGACUGCAGCACCACCUGUGGCUUAGGUCAGCAGCACCAGCCUGUGCGGUGCUUUGAGAUGGACGUGGGUGUAGUGGAUGAGUCUCUGUGUGACCCGGCCAGCCGUCUGGAAGACAGAAUCCGAAAAUGCAAGAUUAUGGAUUGUCCUGCAAGGUGGUGGGUGGGUGGCUGGCAGCAGUGUACUUCCACCUGUGGAUCUGAUGGGGUACGGAAGCGAACGGUGCUCUGUGUUCGGACAGUCUCAGGGGAGGAAAGGGUGCUCCACCCUGCCGAGUGCAAGCAUCUCUUAAAACCCAAACCUGUGGUGCCGUGCAACAGAGAUGUACCCUGUGGUCUGAACUGGGUUGUCAGCAACUGGGAAGAGUGCCCAGUCACAUGUGGAGGCAGUGUUCGAUCACGUUCAGUCGUAUGUGCACCAAAGAAGACCUGCGACCUCUCAACUAAACCUCGGACCAGAUCACUGUGCGCCCUACAGAGCUGCCCUAACUCAGGUCUUCGUAGACGCCCCGGUCCUCCUCCUAAAUAUCGCCAAUUGUACCCUCCUAAGAGCAGCCCCACCAACCACUCCACGCCCACACCUACCUGGACUCCCCCGAGCACCAUGGCCACAUCUGCACCCACAGCUGCUGUCACUGUGAGGAAGAAAACAACCACCAAAGAAACUACAACAGCUUUCAUCCUUACCACUGCUUCCCCUCUAACCCCUCAAACCACAAUCCCUGAAAUCAUAGACACAGAUGAUUAUGAGCCCAAUGUUCACGUGAGAAAAAAUGAGGAUAAGAGAGGGAAAGUCUUCCCAUCUAAAGUCAAUUCUGCUGAAAAGGACAUAAAAACUAAAGGCAUUGUAAAGGUAAAAGUUCAGGAGGAGGGAGAGGAGGGCAGUACACCAAAUUUGGGGAUGUAUACUCCAGGAUAUGAUUAUGCUGUUGAUGAUAGGACAACAAAGGAGGAGGGUAUUAUUGACCUGGAUGUUUCCACAUCUACACCCCUGAGAAAUCCUCUUAAAUCAACAACACCAACACUACAUAUCCUUAUUACACCCACUUUACAAACAAAUCCGCCUACCGUGCACACAACCAAAGCACCCACCACCUACCCCGCCCCACACACCAGUACUGAAUCAUGGGCAAAGACCACUCAACACUAUCCCUUCUCAGAUCAACACACAACCUCUCGUAUUAACCCACACAGCCCUUGGACACGCAGGGUUCCCCUCACCACUCCCAGAUAUCACACAGUACCAUCAAAAUCUGGUUUCAACACAACACAAGCGUAUUCCACAACUAGAAGAAAACCUUUCACCACUGCAGCAACCCCCAAGUCUACAGUGAAGAUCAUUAAACAAAAGAAGCCUGCAGUGACACCAAGGAAAACCAGUUCUACCACUCGUCCUAAAAAUCCUUCUUCCUCGUCUAAAGGAAGUCGCACCAAGAACAAAAACCAGCGACCAGAAGAUCCCACAAGCAGCUCCGUCAGUGACAAAAGCAAGCAGAUGGCUAGAGAGCCAGUCAGCAUGGAUAUGUUCUGGGUCGUAGGAAACUGGAGCGAGUGUUCAACAACAUGUGGGAUUGGAGCAAUAUGGAGGACAGUAACAUGCAGCUCCCAGAAUGAUGAGGACUGUGCCAGCAAGAAGAGACCUGAGCCCGCGCGCACGUGUCACCUGCAGCCCUGUGCCACCUGGCAAAGUGGCAGCUGGAGCAAGUGUCCUGAAAACUGUGCAUUGGUGGGAAGGAGGUACCGUGAAGUCCAGUGUAUGGAUUCUCAGAGUAAACGUCCCCUCAGACCUUUCCACUGUCAAGCUGUGUCCAGCAGACCCCUCAGCACCCUGACCUGCCCCCACAAGCCCUGUAUGACCUGGAGCACAUCACCCUGGGGACCGUGCUCUGGCAGCUGUGAUGAAGGUGUCCAUGAGCGGCUGGUGUACUGUCCCGAGCCUCAUCGCUGCAGCACCACACUGAGGCCAAACAGCACACAGCCCUGCAGUCUUAAGCCCUGCACCGACUGGAGGGCCGAGGACUGGGAGGAGUGCUCUGUGAGCUGUGGUGGGGGUCAGCAGCAGCGUGAAGUCAACUGUUUGAGUGAGCAGGAUAUGGCCGUCAUGCCCAACAGCCUCUGUGAGAAGAUAUCCAAACCAGAAACACUCAGGAAGUGCAAUAUGCAGGAAUGCAAGACCAACACAGGUGCCGUUUGCAGGAAAAACACCAUGACCUCUCGCUUCUGUGACAAGCUGAAGCUGCUGGGUCGCUGCUCCCUCAGGUCCAUCCAAAGACAGUGUUGUGUCACCUGUCGGCCUUAGUCAGGGUUACACACCCACAUAUGUAUCAAAAUCAACACAUCCGGACUACAGUCACACUUACUGUACUGUCUUGCUACACUGACAUAUAACCAUUCCAUCAACAGUCUGACACGUCCAAACCAAAUAGCUAAUAACCCCAACGAGCACACGUUAAUCGGCACAAAUAAAACCUGGAUCAGCUCACAUCUUAUAUAGUCAUAAGUACAUAAAGACAUGUAUAUAGUGAGCAAGAGAACAAGCCAAAAACACUGAUGAUGAAUGAACCUAUAGGGACAAAUCUCAGAGCUUAAUGUUAAUAGAUUCAUGUUGAGGUGAGCAGAAAUGCUUAUUGGGAUUAAAAUAUUUCUGCUGUCAAUAUUUCUUUUGUUAAACAUUUUUUAUGAAUUAACUGCCACAUUUAGAUUUGGACAGAUGUUUAAGGACAGUGUUCAAAAUAUACCAUAACUUAAAAAGUAUUUACUGGUUCAAAGUACAAUAAUUCAGUAGAAACAGACUGGAAAAAAAACAUGAAAGUAAAUCAAAUUAAUAAUUUAGUAGAAAAUCACAAUUCAAGUUCAAGCGUUACCCCUACACAACUGUGAUACAUGUGCCUUUGUAAUCAAGGAGCAUGACUCACAACUCUACACUAAAGUUACCAGUUAUAUUUUUAUUUGAAUGGUAACAGGUAAAAAGAGAAUGUAAAUAACGUUUUUUUUUAGACUUCUAUUGUUAAUAGCAAUAAUUAACUGUGUUUUUUCUUUUAUAUUUUACUUUUUUCUGCUUGAAUUGUGGUUUCAUCCUCAGAGUUGGCACUGUGUGUUUACAUUUUCCUGGGUACAAGUUCCUGUUUUAGUCAUUUGUUGUUACGAUUGUCAAUGAUAAUUCAAACCUGUGUUGCUCCUCCUCCUAGUGUGAGAUUGACCAAUGAGAAAGAGGUGUUGCAGGUCAUCCCUCUCAGGUCCCUUCUUUGUUUGUAUGAUGUUGUACAGGCAUUACCAUUGCCAUUGUCACCUUGACUAAUUUUUACCUAUGUUUUCUAUAAUAAAUGUGACAAUAAAAUGUGUUAAUAAAAUAACAUGAAUUGUU
Messenger RNA from Gymnodraco acuticeps, 6078 nucleotides. It is a transcript of the gene adamts12, whose product is annotated as ADAM metallopeptidase with thrombospondin type 1 motif, 12. Gene Ontology annotation, molecular function: metalloendopeptidase activity. Gene Ontology annotation, biological process: extracellular matrix organization; proteolysis. The record is from RefSeq and is a predicted model, not a curated record. The transcript is spliced from 24 exons. Bases 187 to 5013 code for a protein of 1608 amino acids. Gene Ontology annotation, cellular component: extracellular matrix. Lineage: Eukaryota; Metazoa; Chordata; Actinopteri; Perciformes; Bathydraconidae.